Culex pipiens pallens (northern house mosquito) is the source of this 3578-nucleotide messenger RNA. RefSeq names its product dynamin-like 120 kDa protein, mitochondrial (gene Opa1). Gene Ontology annotation, cellular component: mitochondrial membrane; cytoplasm; microtubule. Lineage: Eukaryota; Metazoa; Arthropoda; Insecta; Diptera; Culicidae. The coding region runs from base 137 to 3085 and encodes 982 amino acids. The transcript is spliced from 8 exons. The record is from RefSeq and is a predicted model, not a curated record. Gene Ontology annotation, molecular function: GTP binding; microtubule binding; GTPase activity. Gene Ontology annotation, biological process: mitochondrial fusion.
UCAAUCUGUCAGCCUGCAAAAGUUCGCCAGCACCGUUUUCCAGUCGUCUGUGCUGCGGCUCGAAAUUUUCACUCUUUCUCGUGCAAAAUAAUGCCCUACUAGUGCGAAACGAAGCGGAAACACUACCAGAAGCACGAUGGCCCAACUUUUGCGCGGAAGAUCCAGCAUUGACCCGCGGUUCACGCACAUCCGCCCCGCGGUAUACGCAUUGAGCCGGGUAAACUUCUCCGGAUUCACGUAUGGCGGCGGCAACGGCCAACAUCAGCAGCAACAGCAGCACAACCGGCACCGUCUCCUGCGCAAUCCCAACUAUGGCGGCUGGCAGUACUCGUACCAAUCUUCGCGGGGCUACGGAAUGCUGAUUGGGCGUGUCCUGCGCGGGGUCCUCAAGCUGCGCUACCUUGUGCUAGGCGGUGCCAUCGGCGGCGGCGUCACGCUCAACAAGCGCUACGAAGAGUGGAAGGACGGGCUGCCGGACAUGAAGUGGCUCGAGGAGGUCCUGCCGGACAACGACAAGUGGGCCGGCUUCACGCGCAGUCUGCUCGCGGCCAAGGACUCGGUGAAGGACUCGAUCGAGAUUGAUCCCCGGCUGAAGCAGCUGAGUGAGAACAAGAUCAACGAGUGGCGCCAGUGGUUCGACCAGCGGCUGGACGCGGCCAUCGAGGCCGCGGAAACGCAGCAGAAUCCGCAAAUCGAAAGUUCCUUCCAGAAUCUAUCUGAACUCGUAUCAGAACUGUACGGAGCCACGCGGGAGGAGCUGCGCCAGAAGAACACCGUCAACGCGAAGAGCCUGAGCGCGGAGGAGAGUCGCAAGCGCGUCGACACGCUGCAGUCCCAGGUGGACGCGCUCCAGACCGAGAUCAUGAACGUGCAGCUCAAGUACCAGCGCGAGAUCGAGAAGCUGGAGAAGGAAAAUCGCGACCUGCGCCAGCAGUACCUGAUCAUCCGCACGAACCGCAAGCAGCCGACCAAGAAGCGCAUCAAGAAGUCGCUGAUCGACAUGUACUCGGAGGUGCUGGACGAGCUGUCCGGGUACGAUACGACCUACAGCACCGCGGACCAUUUGCCGAGGGUCGUUGUGGUGGGAGAUCAAAGCAGCGGCAAGACGUCGGUGCUGGAGGCGAUCGCACAAGCGCGGAUCUUCCCCCGUGGCAGCGGAGAAAUGAUGACCAGGGCGCCGGUCAAGGUGACGCUGUCGGAGGGACCGUACCACGUGGCACAGUUCCGUGACUCGGAACGCGAGUACGACCUGACCAAGGACAGCGACCUGGCGGAUUUGCGACGUGACGUGGAGAUUCGGAUGAGGAACUCGGUUCGCGGCGGGAAAACCGUCAGCAUGGACGUCAUCUCGAUGACCGUCAAGGGACCGGGCCUGCAGCGGAUGGUCCUCGUCGAUCUGCCCGGCAUCAUUUCGACCCAAACGGUGGACAUGGCCGCCGACACCAAAGACUCCAUCAAGCACAUGACGGAACAUUACAUGAGCAAUCCGAACGCGAUCAUCCUGUGCAUUCAGGACGGCUCGGUGGACGCGGAACGUAGCAACGUGACCGAUCUGGUGGCGCAGUGCGACCCGCUCGGCAAGCGAACCAUCUUCGUGAUGACCAAGGUGGACAUGGCCGAAGAUCUGGCCGACCCCAACCGAAUCCGCAAGAUCCUGUCCGGCAAGCUGUUCCCGAUGAAGGCGCUCGGCUACUUUGCCGUGGUGACCGGACGUGGCCGCAAAGACGACUCGAUCGAGACGAUCCGGGACUACGAGGAGAAGUUCUUCAAGACUUCGAAGCUGUUCCAAAGUGGCGUCACCAUGUCGCACCAGGUGACGACGCGCAACCUCAGCCUGGCCGUGGCCGACCGCUUCUGGAAGAUGGUCCGCGAGACGAUCGAGCAGCAGGCGGACGCGUUCAAGGCGACGCGCUUCAACCUGGAGACGGAGUGGAAGAACAACUUCCCGCGGCUGCGCGAGUCCGGCCGCGACGAGCUGUUCGAGAAGGCCAAGGGCGAGGUGCUGGACGAGGUGGUCAACCUGUCGCAGGUGUCGCCCAAAAAGUGGGAGGAGCUGCUGAACGCCAAACUGUGGGAGAUGCUGUCCAACUACGUGUUCGAGAACGUGUACCUGCCGGCGGCGCAGUCCGGCUCGCAAUCCUCCUUCAACACCAUGGUGGACAUCAAGCUGCGCCAGUGGGCCGAACAGGCCCUUCCGGCGAAAUCCGUCGAAGCCGGUUGGGUGGCGCUGCAAAAGGAGUUCCAGCACCUGAUGGAGGUGGCCCGCAAGACGCCCGACCACGACGAUCUGUACGAUAAUCUGAAGAGCGCCGUCAUCGACGAGUCCAUCCGGAGGCACUCGUGGGAGGACAAGGCGAUCGACAUGCUGCGCGUGAUCCAGCUCAACACGCUCGAGGAUCGCAACGUGCACGACAAGCAAGAGUGGGACCAGGCUGUCAAGUUUUUCGAAACGUCGGUCAAGGAAAAGCUGAAGCUCACCGAGCAGACCAUCAGCGAGAUGUUCGGGCCCUCGACGUCCCAAAAGUGGCUCCAGUGGCGUUACGCGACGGACGAGCAGACCAAACGGAAGCACGUCAAGGGCGAGCUGGACAAGAUCCUGUCGAGCGAUUCGAGACACUCGCCGACGCUGAGCUACGACGAGCUGACGACGGUGCGGAAAAACCUGCAGCGAGGCAACGUCGAGGUCGAGACGGAUUACAUCCGCGAGACGUGGUACCCGAUCUACAGAUUACAUUUCCUGAAGCAAGCAUUAAACCGGGCGUACGACUGCCGGAAGGCGUACUACCUGUACACCCAGCAAGGCGCCCAGUGCGAGGUCAACUGCAGCGACGUGGUGCUGUUCUGGCGCAUCCAGCAGGUCAUCAAGGUGACGGCGAACGCGCUGCGGCAGCAGGUCGUCAACCGGGAGGCGCGCCGCCUCGACAAGGAAAUCAAGGAGGUGCUGGACGAGUACGGCGAGGACGACGACAAGAAGCAGCAGCUGCUGACCGGGAAGCGCGUCACGCUGGCGGAGGAACUGAUUCGAGUGCGGCACAUUCAGGAAAAGCUGGAAGAGUUCAUCAACGCCCUGAACCAGGAAAAGUGAAACAACACUCCCCAAAACGCCCGGCGGCACUCGAAUUCGCUAGGAACGCUAGUCUGCUGCCAGCGGCUGGAAUGGAAUGGUUAAAACUACUUAAGAGAGCAGAGAGAGGAGAAGCGGAAGGAGAGAUUCCAGCGAGUAAAAGCUAUUUAUUACCGUAUCCCCCCACAGUUACGUUACGCAUUCAACAGCAUCCACACACGCAAGAUCACGUCGCGCAUUAUCCGUUUUGAAAGUUUAGUUUUUUUAACUUCUCAUUCGUUUCAUUAUUUUUAUGCUUGGUUUUGAAAGCGACAAAACGUUACGGUAUCCAUUUUUACAACUACGAAAAAAAAAACACAAGCAAAGAAAACUAAAAGCAGUGUUAAAAAAGAACUCAGACAAGGAUCAGCCAGUAUGUAUGUGAGAGAGUAGUGAUCUAAGUUAAUAUAUUUGCUAUGUGCGCAAGAUAUUUCUAUUCGUAAAUGAUUGGAAUAAAAUGUUUUUUGAAAUUGGA